UUUUAUCGUGACUGUUCGUUUACCACACUGGUAAUUUCCAGAUGGAAAAGGCCGGAAAAAAAUACAGCGUCGCGCUUUUCUGGCCAGAAAAGGAAAGCGAAAGCAAGCAAAAGAGAGACCUCCACCAAGCGCGAGCUUCAGCGAUUAGGGUAGGGCGAGAUAAGCGCGAGGAGAAUAAAUCAGAAAAUGGGGAGGAAGAAGGUGGAGAUAAAGCGAAUCUCGGACAAGAGCAGCCGCCAAGUGACCUUCUCCAAGCGUCGGAGCGGAUUGAUCAAGAAGGCCCGCGAGAUCUCCGUCCUCUGCGACGUCCAGGUAGCCCUCCUCGUCUUCUCCGCCCGCGGCCGCCUCUACGAUUUCUCCGCCGGCGCCGGCAGCUUGACAGAGAUUCUAAAGCGAUAUCGGAGCCACACAGAAGCUGAAGCUUCUAAAGCUGUUAAUGAUGCAGAGAGUACCAAUGAUGAAGUUGCAGCAAUCUGCCCCACUGUCCUAUUGCAAAUUGUUCAGAGGUUUGUGGUUGAAAAUCCAGCUGAUGUACAGCUGACCUUGGAUGACUUUGUACUGCUAGAAGAACAACUUGAUUUGGCUCUGAAACUAAUAAGAGCUAGAAAGAUGGAAUUAAUGCUGCAGCCAUUGAAGACCCUCCAGGAAGAGGAAACGAAGCUGAAAGAGGAAAAUGAGGUCCUGAAACAGCAGAUUGCGGCAGCCAUGGAGGAAGACGCUGGGGAUGAAACCAACGCGGCUAUGGGUACUAUUGGAGGCUCGGAGAAUGACCCAGUUCGACCAGAAACUCUGCAGUUGCUGCUUUAGGAGUGCUCUGCCCAACCACAACCUUCUUCAGAGACUAAUGUCCUAUAUUGUCUAUGGCCGAAUACUGCAAUAAGAGAAGUUCAUGGUUGUGGAUCGAUAUCCAAUAAUUUUUUACCCUGAAUGCCACAAACUCAAUAAAAGCGGUAAUCUAGUGUUCUGCUUGGGAAAUUUACCAGAAAUAUGUAUCUUCAGAUGACAAAUGACCAAAUAUAAGGCUUCUUAUUUAUGUAUUAUUAUCACCUUUAUAUUAUAUAUAUGUAUAUAUGCUCACUAUGGACAGG
This is a messenger RNA of Linum tenue, 1088 nucleotides long. NCBI's taxonomy places the organism in Eukaryota, Viridiplantae, Streptophyta, Magnoliopsida, Malpighiales, Linaceae. The record is from the annotation of a GenBank genome assembly.